This is a messenger RNA of Humulus lupulus (European hop), 375 nucleotides long. RefSeq lists its product as uncharacterized. The record is from RefSeq and is a predicted model, not a curated record. NCBI's taxonomy places the organism in Eukaryota, Viridiplantae, Streptophyta, Magnoliopsida, Rosales, Cannabaceae. The coding region runs from base 1 to 375 and encodes 124 amino acids. The transcript has a single exon.
AUGAUGAAUUCAAACCCUAUUACUGCUUUACUUGCAAACGAGAAACUUACUAGUGAUAAUUUUAUGAAAUGGAAAUCAAAUAUGAACAUUGUUUUGAUCUGUAAGAACCACAAGUUUGUCUUUACUAAGGAAUGUUCUGAGGUCCCUACCACCACUGCUCCCAAAACUGUUAGGGAGAAGUAUGAUGCUUGGAUUUUAUCCAACAACGAGGCUAAGUGUUACAUGCUUGCUAGUAUGAGGGAUGUACUCAGGAAAAAAAAAAGCAUGAAGGCAUGGAGAUUGCAUAUGAGAUAUGGGAGUAUGUUUGGACAAGAGUCCGAUCAAUGCAGGCAUGAGGCUACUACAACCUUUAUGAACAUGAAAAUGAAGAAAUGA